This is a messenger RNA of Homarus americanus (American lobster), 801 nucleotides long. RefSeq names its product collagen alpha-1(VII) chain-like. NCBI's taxonomy places the organism in Eukaryota, Metazoa, Arthropoda, Malacostraca, Decapoda, Nephropidae. The transcript is spliced from 3 exons. Bases 1 to 801 code for a protein of 266 amino acids. The record is from RefSeq and is a predicted model, not a curated record.
AUGGUGCCCCCAGGGUCCCUUACAGAAGCGGUGGCGCCCCAAGGGGCGUCGGUACCCUCAAGGGCCUUCCCAGGGGCCCUACCAGAGACGUCCUCUGCCUGGAGACCUAUGGCUUUUGGUCGUAGUGUCGGGCUCUUCUUAGGAGCAGCGAGGACCCCAGGGGCUCUCAGGGUCAGCGGUGCCCCCAGGGGUUCUCUCAGGUAUGGUGGCCCCCCCAAGGGCCUGCCAAGGGGUAACGCCGCCUCCAGGGGCCCGAUAAGGGGUAACGGUGACCCCAGGGGACCGCCAAGGGGUAACGUCGCCCAUAGGGGCUCUUCUUUGGAGCAGCGAGGACUCCAGGGGCUCUCAGGGUCAGCGGUGUGUCGCCCUAGGGGCUCUCCCAGGGAUGUCAGUGCAUCCAGGGGCCCUGCCACGGGUGGCGGCGCUAUCAGGGGCCCUGUUAGGAGCGGUGGCGCACCCAGGGGCUUCCCAGGUGCGGUGGCACCCACAGGGUCUCUCCCAGGGGCACCGGUGUCCCAAGAAGACCUCUCAGGUGUGGUGGCGCCCACAGGGGCACGCCAAGGGCUAAUGUCGCCCUUAGGGGACCGCCAAGGGGUAAUGUCGCCCCUAGGGGCCCGCCAAGGGGUAACGUCGCCCCCAGGGGCUCUUCUUCGGGGUUGCGAUGCACCCAGGGUCUCCCGUCAGGGUCAGCAGUGCCCCCAUGGGACCUUCCAGAGGCAAAGGUGCCCCAAGGGGCGGCGGGACUUUCAGAGGCUUUCCCAGGGGCCCUACCAGAGGCGUCCACUACCUGGAGACCUAUAG